CGUGGGGCCAUGGAGGAGCUGGGUGGUGUGCGGCCCCGUGUCACCUUCUUCCCACCGCCCGAGAGCAGGGAGCCCACCAGGGCCUGCUGUGUGGAUUUUGACAUCAGGGUGGGUGACCAUGAGCUCUGCAGCUCCCUGUCCCGAUCAGCCAGCCGCUCCAGCCACCAUACCCUGCUGCUCCUGGAGAAGAAGGUAAAGCACUUGGAAGAAGCCAAAAAGAAGAUUGAACGUUACCACCAACAGUUGAAGCAACAAUUUGUGAAAGAACAGGAGAGAAAAACAGCACGGUGGAAGAAGGCAUCAGAAAGAGAGGAUCCAAAACACGUGUCGUGGCUGCUUGGAUCAGAGAGCCAGAGGGUGCAAACAAACCCCCCACUGGAAAAAGAAGAAAGGUUGGGAUAUUCAGAGUAAUGGUAGAAUCCCCAGGAUGGAGUUCAGCUUAUGGACAAACCACAGCACUGAAGCAUCAGGACAGCGCACCUGGAUGGAUUGGACAUAAUAAAUUUCUUCUUUCAUGCUGGCACUGGGGACAGGCUGGUGUCUGCCUACAUCAAUUGGCUUGAGUGGCUCUAUAAAGAAAGCAGCAUGGUGAAAAAUAUGGAAGUGCUAACAAGCAGCAGAGUUUUGGAGGAGCCUGGGGGCUGUUAGACGGGGCGGCCUCUGCUGGCUGCCCCGGGUCUUCCUUGUUGGAAAACACUGGGAGAAACGGGCAAGUUUAACACUGAGCGUGGGCUUCUGAGUUUGGUCCAGACACCAGAUUCGUGUGGUCAAAUCGUGCUGGCGCUGCACCCUUUGGCACGCCGGGUCCGGGUGCUGGCUGAUUCCCAGACCUGGCCGUGCACGGGCUGCUGGCAAGGCUUUCCGCUGAUCAAAUUCAGGUGCUCUGAUCUCAGUGCCCCGACACCUCCGGGGAGUUCUGCUGCCUGCAGCCGACUGCAGAGGGUGCUGGUGGCUGAGACUGGAACCGAGGGCAGGAUAAAUCCCAACAGCAGCCAGCACUGCCAUCCGGCCCAGCAUCCAGCUCCCACCGUACCAGCAAGCAGCCAGAGAUGUGCGCGAUGCCUUCCAUCACCGAAGGGGCUGCAGGGACAGAAGGUGCAGCGUUACUCAGACGAGCCGCUCCUGCCCAAGGCCCCACGUGGGCAAUAGCGGGUGUGCACAGGCUGACAGCUGGGAGCCACUUGGUUCAUAGAACCGUAGGCCGGAAAAGACCGCUAAGAUCAUGUAGUCUGACUGCUGACCGAGCCCCGCCACGUCCCUCAGUGCCACAUCUCCAUGCUUCUCGAAACCCGCCACAAACAGCGACUUCAGCCAUUCCGCCUUCGUGCCUGAACCCACCCGCUGCCACCGCCCCAAAAUGGCCGCCCAGCUACGUCACGGCCUCUCCUCGCUUUCCAUUGGACAGUAGCGCUGCCCGUCAAACGAGCGAAGACGCUGAGUGGUUCCAGGGUGUCAGGAAAGAGCCCGCCCCCGCGCGCGGGUCGCCUAGCGACCGGGGGACGCCGGCGGCAGUGCGGUCCGAUCGGCGGUGAGCGAACCGCUGCGAGAGCGCGGCUCCGUACCGCGAUUCUGUCGGCCUGCUCGAGAAAUUGCAGAGCUGCAGUCUGAUCUCCGCCUCAGCUGCUGUUUAGGAGCUGGGAGCUCCCGUCGCACCGGCUUGAAAGCCAGGAGCCCCUUGCUGCCCUCCCACGGCUGCGCUCACGGCCGGGGCUGCUUGACAGCCUGCUGGGGCAGCGGUCAGCCCUGCCUUGGUGGUCUUACACCGAGGGCCUGUGUAGGAGAUGCUUCGUCUCUUCUAGACCUGAAAACAAUGAAGUCCCAAGUGUUGAAUGGGAGUUGUGUUCCAGCCGUGCUCUGAGUAUCAGUGCAGGACACAAAGGGAAGAAAGAAAUUCCUGGUAAUGGGCUCAGAGGCUGCAGAGAAGGCAGUGAUCGCAGCAGAUGCCGUGAAGGUGUUAGAUCUGCGCUGGUUGAAACCUAAUAGCAUUGAGACAGAAAGAAUCCUAUCUGUCUUGGAUGAGACGAUUGCCAAGCUGGAGCUGAGCUCCUUGAUCCCAUGUAUUAUUGGCUCUCUGGACAGGUUUGCUGAUCUGCUGGGACCUGAGAUCGCAGCCAACCUGAUGGAGUACCAGAAGCUCUCAAAGCAAAUGGAGCAGCUGCUUGUCGCUGCUGAAGAAGAGGGCACCACAAAUCAAAGGGGCUCUCUCCACUUGCUGGAACAACAUCUGAAAUGUUCUGUUAGAAAUAUCCUGAGACUCUUGUUGGCCAUCCCUUCACUUUGUCAGGCUCUGAAAUACGAAGUUUGGGCAAGAGAGCCAGCAACCGAAGCAUUUAUCAAAGCCUUUGGGGAGUUCAGGAAUUUUAUGCUUGAGCGACUCCUGACUAGUCCUGCAGAGGAGGAAGAAACGGUUCGGCUCAUGGAAGACAUCUCCCUCCGGAUCAACAAAAACACUGAAACAAUCACAGCUUUGCAGGCAGAACUGGCAGCAGCAAUCAGGACCCGAGAUGAGGAGAUUCAGAACAAAGACAAUAUGAUCAAAGAUCUCAGAAACAGCAUGGAAGUUCUAGAUGAAUGCUGCAAGAACAACAUCCUGCAGGUCAAGCGGGAAGGUGAAAAACAGCAAAAAGAGGAGCUGCGAGCUUCCCAGGCCAGGUGUGCCAGGCUACAGCAGGACAUUCAGCAGCUAGAAGCACAGCUCAAUAAGCAGGUGCUGGAGCAUCGAGCAUCCGAGUUGGCUCUCAGAAAGAGAAAAUGCAGAAUGGAGACGGAAAUUCUGAACUGGGUCCAGGCAUAUGAUGCAGACAUGGCAGAAAAACAGGCUGAGUUUGAGGAGGUUCAUGCUGCCUACACCAAGGAGAAGGCCGAGCUGUCCCUGCUGAUGGAGAAACAUGCUGUGCUUCUCCAGGAGUAUUCCCAGAUUGAGGAAGAGCGCAGGAUAAACGAGGAGAAGAAGAAGCAGGCUUUGGAGAAAUUGGCUGUCAUGACCCUCGCUGCCACCCGCAUCCAGGCCUUCUGGAGAGGCUACUUGAUCCGGUCUACCUUCAAGCCGAAAAAAAAGAAGAAGGGCAAGGGCAAAGGCAAAGGCAAGGGCAAAGAUAAGAAGGAAAAGAAAUAAUCACAACAUCUAUUUUCUCUCCUGCCAAAGUAGCUGACUUCUCUGAGAUAAAGCACUUCCAGAUAAAAGCAUUAGGGUUGAAAUAGCAUUUGCAGUAAGGCCCAAACAGUCCAGGCCUCACAUAGAUUGAGUAUAACAAAGUAUUGGCAUGAAGACAUGUCUCACUGUUUUAGGUUUAGCUUUGCUAGCUCUAAAAGAUGGAGGAGGUCUUCUGGUGAAGGGACUGGGCUAAGUGUACCAAACGCAGGCUUCUCUCCAAUUCUGUUGUUACUGAAGGUGGGAAUAAAAUCAUUCCUGGGGGUAGGAUGAAGUUCUUCA
Meleagris gallopavo (turkey) is the source of this 3433-nucleotide messenger RNA. The record is from RefSeq and is a predicted model, not a curated record. Lineage: Eukaryota; Metazoa; Chordata; Aves; Galliformes; Phasianidae.